UACACCUCUCUCUCUUCUUCUUCUCUUUCACAAUUUCGAGUUUUACAUCAAAGCCUCUUCACUUUCUCUCUCUCUCUAGGCUCUACUAUAGUCUCCUACUACCUACUUCUUCUCCCUCCCUCUCUCUUCAUUUUUCAUUACAUAAAGCUUCAACUUCCCAUCACUCUACUCCUCCAAAGAUGCAAUUCUCGAGAAACUCGAUCCUUAGGCAACUAAGCAGAAAAGAAGGUUGGAGGUCGGCUUCUAGAAGGUGGACUUCCGGAGAUAGCUCAACGGCCUUCAACGACGACACAAGCGGUGGUGGUGGUUACUCCUCAAUGGAGGGUCUUUAUGGGGUUUACUCUGGUGGAGACACGGCUGCAAGAACUAAGAGAGUGAUGGUUGUGGUGGAUGAGACUUCGAGGUCUAAGCAUGCCAUGAUGUGGGCUUUAACUCAUUUGACUAACAAAGGAGAUUUGAUGACUCUUCUUCAUGUUGUCUCUCCUCAUGAUGAAGCUACUCCUUCUUUGGCUCAAUCUCUUGGUUCUCUCUGCAAAGCUUGUAAACCCGAGGUGGAUGUGGAGGCAUUGGUGAUUCAAGGACCAAAGCUAGCAACAGUGUUAAGCCAAGCGAAGAAGCUUGAAGUCUCUGUGCUUGUGUUGGGUCAGAAAAAAUCUGCACCACUCAUCUCUUGCUUAUGUGGACCUAGCAGAUCAGAGGAGCUCGUAAAUCGUUGCAUCAACGGUGCAGAUUGCUUGACGAUUGGUGUUAGGAAACAAUGCAAAGGUGUUGGUGGGUACUUGAUCAACACAAGAUGGCAGAAAAAUUUCUGGCUUUUAGCCUGAUCGCAAUUCUAAUCUAAUUAGAUAUAUUGUGUUAAAUUGUGUUAUUGUAGUUUAAUAAAAAACUCUCUAUGUAGUAAUCUCGUUGUUGUCUUGUGUUAACAUAACUUGUCUUAUAUGUCUUGUAAGAAACUAAAAGUUAUAUCUUUGUAUCCCCACUGCAUCGGUUCCACCACA
Camelina sativa (false flax) is the source of this 998-nucleotide messenger RNA. RefSeq lists its product as uncharacterized. Lineage: Eukaryota; Viridiplantae; Streptophyta; Magnoliopsida; Brassicales; Brassicaceae. The record is from RefSeq and is a predicted model, not a curated record.